CUCACUCCUCACUGGUGACACACACACACACACACACACACAAAUUAACCAAAUUGACCAACGCAGAAAAAGCGAAUACCUCUUUCAGACUCACUUAACAAUAACAUGGAUGGACAAGAUUCAGGAGAUACCAAGCAAAGCACUGCUGACAUGACACAGUUUGUUCAAACUCUUCUUCAGCAAAUGCAAACCAGAUUUCAGACGAUGUCGGAGUCCAUUGUUUCAAAGAUUGAUGAGAUGGGAGAACGCAUAAAUGAGCUGGAGCAGAGCAUCAAUGAUUUGAGAACAGAUAUGGGCACGGAGGGCUCCCCAUCCCCUUUGUCUACAUCGAAGAAGCCUGUUGAACCAAAGACAGAGGAAGGUUCAGCUUAGCACUUUUAACAUUCACGUGCCAUCUUAUUGAUGAAAUGAAAUUUAUUUGUAUGUGUUUUUAACUUUAAUCUUGAUCUGCAUAUCCUUAUGCUACUGGUUUCUACCCAUCUAUUCUAUAUGCAACUGAAUUACAUCCGGAUAUGAUUUACAGCUUUUGGUUGAUGCAUA
Messenger RNA from Erigeron canadensis, 540 nucleotides. Its product is annotated as heat shock factor-binding protein. The transcript has 5 exons. Bases 106 to 372 code for a protein of 88 amino acids. The record is from RefSeq and is a predicted model, not a curated record. Lineage: Eukaryota; Viridiplantae; Streptophyta; Magnoliopsida; Asterales; Asteraceae. Gene Ontology annotation, molecular function: transcription corepressor activity. Gene Ontology annotation, biological process: cellular heat acclimation. Gene Ontology annotation, cellular component: nucleus; cytosol.